Messenger RNA from Salmo salar (Atlantic salmon), 1696 nucleotides. RefSeq lists its product as uncharacterized. The record is from RefSeq and is a predicted model, not a curated record. Gene Ontology annotation, molecular function: DNA-binding transcription factor activity; RNA polymerase II cis-regulatory region sequence-specific DNA binding. Lineage: Eukaryota; Metazoa; Chordata; Actinopteri; Salmoniformes; Salmonidae. Gene Ontology annotation, biological process: regulation of transcription by RNA polymerase II.
GAGGAAGAGAAAGAGGAGGAUGCAGUUUAUGGAGUGAAAGAGGAGGAGGGGGAGAUGACUGUCACAUUGGAGGAAGAAGAGGAGGUUGGAGAUCUGUUUAACACCAGAGAGAGAAGUGACUAUCGUGGAUCCUCUGGGGAGCCUCAACAACAUCAUGAUGCUGACGAGGCAGAGAAGAGUCUCUCCAGAUCAGAACUCCUCAAGAAACACCAGCAGAGGCUCACAGGGAAGAAAUCUUACUGCAAAUCUACAUCAGUACUUAAAAUACACCAGCGAGUACUCACAGGAGAGAAAGCUCACCACUGUUUUGAUUGUGGGAAGAGUUACUCAAGAGCAGAUGCACUGAAAGUACACUUGAGAAUUCACACAGGAGAGAAACCUUUUGGCUGUGAUCAAUGUGGGAAGAGUUUUACUGAGUCAUGCAGCCUGAAAUCACACCAGAGAACACACACAGGAGAGAAACCUUAUGUCUGUGAUCAAUGUGGGAAGAGUUUUACUCAACCAGACAGCCUGAUAGUGCACCAGAGAAUACACACAGGAGAGAAACCUUAUAGCUGUUAUCAAUGUGGGAAGAGUUUUACUACAUCUAGCCAUCUAAUUGUACACCAGAGAACACACACAGGAGAGAAACCUUAUGGCUGUGAUGAAUGUGGGAAGAAAUUUACUGCGUCAAACUCCUUGAUAGUGCACCAGAGAAUACAUACAGGAGAGAAACCUUAUAGCUGUAGUCAAUGUGGGAAGAGUUUUACUCAACCAGACAGCCUGAUAGUGCACCAGAGAAUACACACAGGAGAGAAACCUUACAGCUGUUAUCAAUGUGGGAAGAGUUGUACUACAUCUAGCCAUCUAAUUGUACACCAGAGAACACACACAGGAGAGAAAGCUUUUAGCUGUGAUCAAUGUGGGAAGAGUUUUGGUACAUCUAGCCAUCUAAUUGUACACCGUAGAACACACACAGGAGAGAAAUCUUAUUGCUGUGGUCAAUGUGGGAAGAGUUUUGGUCAAUCUGGCCAUCUGACAGUGCACCAAAGAAGACACACAGGAGAGAAACCUUAUAGCUGUGGUCAAUGUGGGAAGAGUUUUGGUCAAUCUGGCCACCUGACAGUGCACCAGAGAACACACACAGGAGAGAAACCUUAUAGCUGUGGUCAAUGUGGGAAGAGUUUUAGUACAUCUGGCUAUCUGACUGUACACCAGAGAACACACACAGGUGGACAAACUUUGUAGCUGUGAUCAAUGUGACAAGAGAUUCUCUGAUAAAAGAUCUCUGAUUAAACAUCAGAAAAUACAUACAUGAAGGAAUUGUUUCAUGAUAUCAAUGAAAUAUCCCACUUAGCAAAAUGGAAUUGAAAAGAUGUUGAAAAUAAGACUAAAUAAGACCAAUAUACAUUCGGUUGAAAGUGAAAAUGUAGAUGUUUUUCUGGUAGCUUUUUAAAUGACUUGAAAACAACUUAAUUUCAACGUACUUGCAGCCUAUACACAUGGACACAGUAUAAUAAAUUGGUCUAUAAUCAAUUUUAUUAACAAUCCUACAUCACUCCAGCAUUUCUUUACAACAUCCAAGUGUCUUUAUUCCACUACUGAAGAAGCAGGUCUCAAAUCACCUCAUAUUUCAAACAUCCAGCCUGGCAAAAAAUACAUGUUUUAUUAUUCCAUGCCUCACCAUUAAGUUAAUUAUUGCCAAUACAUAUUAACA